GUAUAUAAGGGCUGUGAGCCUCACCACUCACACUACACCAGCACACACCCGCCAGCAUGGCCAAGCUUCUCCUACUCCUCCUGACUGUUGGAACGUGCUGCUGGGCUCAGAUUCUCGUCAGUCCUCCCUCACGCAGCUGCGACGAGUUGGAAGCGAUGGAUGAGAGUUCCCGGGCAGUGAAGCAACCUCCUCAGUACGUUGCUGGCGAGGAGAUGCUGGUGAAGGCCCAGGUGCCGCAUGUGGAGAAAGGGGUCUUCGAGUUCUACCUCUGCCCUAAGACAGGCCCCGGGGAUGAAGACUGCCUCAUGAGGUGGCCCUUGGAGAUAUCCGGGGUGGAAGGCCGUCAGUAUAAGAUGGACAAGAAUACCCAGGGAGGAGAGUACAAUAUACCUCUCAUCAUACCUGACCACUUCACCUGUGAUUCCUGCACUCUUCAGUGGACAGUGGUGACGAAACAGUGCGCUCCUGAGGACGGUGGCGACGGGGCCGGAUCCUCCUGCUCCAACCAGCGGACCACACUCUGCUCUGACAUCUCCAUCGUUGAGCGAAAACGACGUCAGAAGAGAAACUGGAAUUUUUACAGAGAAAUGAUGGCCAAGGCUUUGCGUGAAGCUAUGCAACUCAAUCCAAAUAAAACUGGAGCUAUCCAACAUAAUCAAAAUUUAGGUUCAAUACCUGACUAAUAAAAUUGCGUGAAGUUAUGCGAAAACACUUACAGACAUAUAGAGAUGCAAUCUGACAGAAUGAUAUACUGGCAGACAAAUUUUCAUUCAUAAUAAAUUAAUAUAAAUAAUUAAAUAU
Molecule: messenger RNA, 801 nt
Organism: Procambarus clarkii (red swamp crayfish)
Lineage: Eukaryota; Metazoa; Arthropoda; Malacostraca; Decapoda; Cambaridae
Source: RefSeq, a predicted model, not a curated record